AUGACCACUCAAGGCCCCCUAACUCAAUGGCUCCUCGCAGCCACCCCUCAAUCCCUCAAACGUGCCACCACCCAUCCAUUCCUCGCCGCCGCCGGUAGCGGCACCGUCUCCAAAGACACACUCUCGCAAUGGCUCUCCCAAGACCGACUCUACGCGCAAUCUUACAUUCGUUUCAUCGGCAUGCUCCUCGCCAAAAUCCGUCUGCCUGCUCAAUCUUCCUCCACGCCAAGCUCCAUUUCUCCCCCGCCCCUGCCCCCGUCGUCGUCGUCGUCUCCACGCCGCCCCAUGACUAUUGAGCAGAGCAUCGUCGACAUUCUGAUCGAUGCCCUGGUCAAUAUCCGGGCGGAACUGCACUUUUUCGAAACCACGGCUGCAGAGUACGGUCUGGAUCUUACGGCGUUGCCGGCGUGCGAAGGGCUCGAGACCAGGUCCGCGAGCAGUGGACAAUCUGUUCCCAUUGCGACUUCGGCGGGCAUCUUGACGACGGGACCAGGCUCGUGUCCCGGGUUCACGGGGCGAGUGUGUUCCGGUACGAGCGUCUCGGUGGGUGGAGCCGAGUCGGGCGAAAUCGAGGACGAUGUCUCGAUGACGAAGAAUGAUCUUGAUCAUUCUCAUCAACAGCAGCAGCAGCAGACGGAUUCGGAUAUUCCCCGUGAGCAAUUACAUAAAUUAUGUAAAGCCCAGGGCGAAUGUCAAACUCCCGGUGCAACGGGCACAGGUGAUCCCACCAUGCCCAAUCCCCCGGUGUCAACACCAGACUGUGAACCAUGUCAACCCUCACGCUUGACGACGGGUCCACCGUUGGAACAAGGCCCGGUCUUGUUCACAGCUAACCCAAUCACACGGGCUUACAUCGACAUGUUCAUGUCAGCCGCGAGUCCCGGCGUGAGUCCAAUUGAGGGAAUCACCGUGCUCUGGGCAACGGAGAUAUGUUACCUGCGAUCGUGGCGCUAUGCCGCCUCGUAUGGGCGGAAGAAGAAGAAGGAAACGGCGGCGGCAACAGCAGCAGCGAUGACGGAGAAUCGAGAUGCGGACGGGGGUGCAUUACGAGACCGGUUUAUUCCGAACUGGUCGAGUCGGGAGUUUGAAGAGUUUGUGAAUCGGAUCGGGGAUGUGUUGGAUGAAAUGGUGGGGUCGUUCAAGGGCGCCGAGGAGGCGGAGGGGAUUCGGGUGAGAUGUUUGGAUUGGUGGAGGCAGGUGGUUUGGCUGGAGGAGAGAUUCUGGCCAUCAAUGGAGUAG
This is a messenger RNA of Penicillium oxalicum, 1239 nucleotides long. Its product is annotated as putative transcription regulator PAB1642. The transcript has a single exon. Lineage: Eukaryota; Fungi; Ascomycota; Eurotiomycetes; Eurotiales; Aspergillaceae. The record is from RefSeq and is a predicted model, not a curated record. The coding region runs from base 1 to 1239 and encodes 412 amino acids.